Cyclospora cayetanensis is the source of this 1179-nucleotide messenger RNA. Its product is annotated as 58 kDa phosphoprotein. The record is from RefSeq and is a predicted model, not a curated record. Bases 1 to 1179 code for a protein of 392 amino acids. The transcript is spliced from 10 exons. Gene Ontology annotation, molecular function: protein dimerization activity; Hsp70 protein binding. NCBI's taxonomy places the organism in Eukaryota, Apicomplexa, Conoidasida, Eucoccidiorida, Eimeriidae.
AUGGCAGCAUUCGGGGAAGAGAAGAUUGCCGAGUUGGAGGCGUUCGUGACGCUAGUACGCAACGACCCAAAAAUCCUUCACCGGCCAGAGCUUGCCUUCUUCAAAGAAUAUCUUUGGUCAUUAGGCGCUAGAAUCCCCGAUCUACCAGAAGAGGAGGAGCCUGAGGAACCAGAAUCUGAAGAAGAAGUGUUUAAGGUGGAAUCCCUAAAUGACGAAGAAGUUGUUGCACCGGAAUCCAUACCACCACCCGAACUUGCACCUGCUGGAGAAAAGGAGCUUACGGAUGAUGACUACGACAAGCUUGCUAAGGCCAAGGAAGCAGCGACGCAGGCUCUAGAAGCUGGUGACAUAGGGAAAGCGAUUGACUCCUACACAACUGCAUUGCUCAUUGGCAACCCUACUGCACUUUUAUAUACGCGAAGAGCUGAGGCCCUGCUGAAGCAGAGGAGAUUUGCAGCCGCAGCUAGGGACUGUGAUGAGGCAUUGAAACUGAACCCAGACAACGCAAGGGCUUACAGGAUUCGUGGGACCGCCAACAGGCAAGCCACAGCACACUGCACUGCUUCUUCCUGCAGGUAUCUGGGAAACUGGAAACAAGCUCACAGCGACAUAGAAAUGGGACAAAAGAUAGAUUAUGAUGAAAACAUUUGGGAUAUGCAGAAGCUCGUAGAACAGAAGUACAAGAAGAUCGAGGAGCACGAGAGGUCUGUGCAGCGGAAGAGAGAAGACAAGGAAAGAAAAGAGCGCGAAAAACGAGCUCGAGCACAGCGUGAAAGCGCCCAGAGAGCCUACGAGGAGCAAAAGAAGCGUGAAGCUGGAAUGCCAGGAGGAAUGCCAGGAGGUAUGCCAGGAGGAAUGCCAAGAGGUAUGUCAGGAGGAAUGCCAGGAGGUAUGCCAGGAGGUAUGUCAGGAGGAAUGCCAGGAGGUAUGUCAGGAGGAAUGCCAGGAGGUAUGCCUGGUGGCAUGGGAGGACUAGGAGGUCUUCUCGGUUCCAUGAAUGAUCCGGACCUGCAACAGGUGUUUUCCAAUCCAAAGAUGAUGGCGGCGUUUCAAGACAUCUUGGCGAAUCCCGCGAACAUGUCGAAGUACAAGGACGAUCCCGAUGUUGCGGAAGCGAUUUCCAAGCUAACCCGCAAAUUCGGGGGGGGAAUGCCAGGGGGGUUCAACGUUCCUCAUUAG